AUGUUCGAAGACUUUUCCUUCACAUCGCCCUCGUCGCGACCCGCCCGUCUCGCCCUCGACCCAGACGACCGACUAAUGGUCGACAGCGACAACAACCUAAUCUCACCACUCUCCUCACGCUGUCCAUCACCACAAUCCCAUCGCUUCCGCAACAUCUCGCGCUCGCGCUCCUCCCACUUCCACCGAAACCAACAACCCCCAACCUCCGUCCCCUUCCCCUAUGACUCAGACCACAAACGUCUAUCCAUCUCAACCCUAACUCAAAAACUACACGAACACACCCUCGCCACUCCUCCAACGCGCGAUCCCCAAACCCAGCACACAAACACUCACACUCACACUCAAAACCGAACCGGAAGACACACACCCGGCUCACGCCGCUACCCGGGCACGGGCUACGUCCUCACACCCCCAGACACAGACCACUCCGACGACUCCGGCGUCGGCGACUGUCUCUCCUCGCCCUCCGCCUCCUCAACAACAAGUCCAACCUUCAUGCCCCCAGACCUCCUCUCCGACCUACCGGAUUUCGGCCUCGGACACCCCUUCUACCCCCAACCCCAUCCCUACCACCAAGAUGUCCGCAUGCAGCGCCAGCAGAUCUCCAGACUACAAUGCAACGAGUCGGAGGUUGAGGCUAUGCAGCGCUCGCUGCUAGAUGAUUCAUCCUCUGCGCCGGACUUCUGCGACGAAGACGAUUCUCGUUGCCGCCGCGGUCGUCGCCGCGGAGGAGGGGCGGUUACGCUUGCGCGCAGUCGGUUUGGGCCGGAGGGUGGUGGUGAGGGGAGGACGAGGAGGAAGAGUUCUUCGGCGGGGGUUUUGGCCAGUCGUGUUGAGAAGAAUCAUUAUGGUGGGUUUGGCGGGAAGAGGAAUGAGCAGGGGCUUAGGAGGAAAAGUCUUGUUAGUUCGGCUUUGGCUUCGAUGGUUGAGAGGGAUGAUGAUUGA
Molecule: messenger RNA, 945 nt
Organism: Penicillium samsonianum
Lineage: Eukaryota; Fungi; Ascomycota; Eurotiomycetes; Eurotiales; Aspergillaceae
Exons: 2
Coding region: 1-945 (314 amino acids)
Source: RefSeq, a predicted model, not a curated record